AUGAAUAUAGUUAUCCCAGUGGAGGGAGGCAUUCCAGGAGGCUCGGUGGUGGCCAGCAGGGCGGCGAUAGAAGGUUGCCCACUUGGACAGUUCCCCUGUGGGAAUGUGAGUGUGUGUCUGCCUCAGGCACUCCAGUGCAAUGGCUACAGAGACUGUCAGAAUGGAGCAGAUGAAGAACAUUGUGGUGAUAACAGCGGCUGGGCAGAUAUUUUUGACCGCACCAUUAAAAAGACUGAUGGGACCAAGGCCCAGGUUCUCCCCGCCGACUGCUAUCUUGUGCAGUACCCGGAGAGCUGUGACUGUGUGAAAACAGAGGUGGAGUGUGUGGAUGUGAACCUCCGCUCAGUGCCUCUCCUCUCGCCCAAUGUCACAUGGCUAUCUCUGAAGAGCAACAAGAUCAGGGAACUUCCCGACGACGUCUUCUCCAGGUACUCCGAUCUUCAGAGACUGUUUCUUCAGAACAACAGCAUCAGGUCGGUUUCCAUUCGCGCCUUUUUUGGGCUCUACAAACUCAGAAAACUAUUUCUCAGCCAGAACUACAUCACCUCGUUACGGCCCGGCGUCUUCAGUGACCUGCAGAAAUUACGUUGGCUAGUCCUGGAUCACAAUCCUCUAACAGGCAUCUCUCAUGAUACUUUUGUGGGUCUGCAGUCCUUGACUUUCCUAUCCAUGGUCAACACGUCCCUGCUGCAGCUGCCUGAGGCUUGUCUGUGCCAUCACAUGCCUGUGCUGAGCUGGCUGGAUUUUGCGGAGAACCAUGUCGCUAUGCUGAAUUAUUCCAUGCUGAUCACCUGCACUGAGCUGACAGUUCUAUCUUUGCGUGACAAUCAGAUAAAGUCUCUGCCUGAAAACACAUUUCUGUCUCUUGGGGCGCUGGCGGAACUAGAUUUGUCCUGUAACAGGAUUGCCAAGCUUCCCAGCAACACUUUUAAGAGUUUAAAAUCUCUUUUAAAACUAAAUAUAUCCCAUAAUCCACUGCUCCACAUCCAUGCCGGGCAUUUUGAUCACCUAAUCCAACUUCAGUCGCUAGGACUGGAAGGCAUUGAGAUUCCAGACAUCCAAACCAAGAUGUUUCUUCCGAUGGGCAACCUAUCCCAUAUAUACUUUAAGGAUUUUCAGUACUGCUCCUACGCGCCGCAUGUUCGGAAAUGUAAACCCAACACGGACGGGAUCUCGUCGUUCGAGGACCUGCUGGCCAGUAUAGUGCUUAGGAUUUCUGUGUGGGUCAUGGCCUUUAUCACCUGCUUUGGAAACCUCUUCGUUAUCGGCAUGCGUUCGCUCAUCCGCGCUGAGAACGACUUGCACGCGGCCUGCAUCAAGGUCCUAUGCUGUGCGGACUGUCUGAUGGGAGUCUAUCUGUUCUUCCUGGGUGUGUUUGACGUGAAAUUCCGCGGCGAGUACAACAGGAACGCUCUGCUUUGGAUGGACAGCUUGGAAUGCCGGACCAUCGGUUUCCUGGCCAUGCUGUCGUCCGAGGUCUCCGUGCUUCUGCUGACGUACCUGACUCUGGAGAAGUUCUUGGUCAUCGUGUUUCCUUUCAGCCACCUGCGUCCAGGCAAACUGCAGACCGUUGUCAUGUUGGCCUCCAUCUGGCUCCUAGGUUUCGUGAUUGCAGCCGUGCCUUUGCUCAACGAGGACCUUUUUGGCAACUACUAUGGGCGUAACGGGGUCUGUUUCCCCCUGCAUUCUGAUAGGCUGGAGAAACCCACGGCCAAAGGAUAUUCCACUGGCAUAUUCCUUGGGCUGAACCUGGUGGCAUUUUUGGUGAUAGUCUUCUCUUACUCCAGCAUGUUCUACUCCAUCUAUAAAACGGGCAUCAACGCCACAGACAUGCGCAGCCGACUGCAUAAAGAUGUGGCCGUGGCCAAUCGUUUUUUCUUUAUCGUGUUCUCUGACGCCCUCUGCUGGAUACCUAUAUUUUUGGUGAAGCUGCUCUCUCUUCUGGAAGUUGAGAUUCCAGGGACUAUAAACUCCUGGGUGGUGAUUUUCAUCUUACCCAUAAACAGUGCCCUGAACCCCAUCCUCUACACCCUCACCACCAGCUUCUUCAGAGAGCAGGUGGAGCUGCUCCUCUGUCGAUGGCAGCGCCGCUCCGCCCUGAGGAAAGAGCGCAAAAGCCUCACCAGCUCCACCAUCUACAUGGAAUCUUCCAGACACACCUUAUACCACCCCAAGGCCUACCUCCCCAGACUCUCCAUUCCCGACAUGGACGCCCGGUAUGACUGA
Chanos chanos (milkfish) is the source of this 2226-nucleotide messenger RNA. RefSeq names its product relaxin family peptide receptor 2a (gene rxfp2a). The coding region runs from base 1 to 2226 and encodes 741 amino acids. Lineage: Eukaryota; Metazoa; Chordata; Actinopteri; Gonorynchiformes; Chanidae. The transcript has 18 exons. Gene Ontology annotation, biological process: hormone-mediated signaling pathway; adenylate cyclase-activating G protein-coupled receptor signaling pathway; activation of adenylate cyclase activity. The record is from RefSeq and is a predicted model, not a curated record. Gene Ontology annotation, molecular function: protein binding; G protein-coupled peptide receptor activity. Gene Ontology annotation, cellular component: plasma membrane.